This is a messenger RNA of Pseudopodoces humilis (Tibetan ground-tit), 2229 nucleotides long. The record is from RefSeq and is a predicted model, not a curated record. Lineage: Eukaryota; Metazoa; Chordata; Aves; Passeriformes; Paridae.
AUGCAGCGAGUGUGCGGGCAAGGAAGGCAUAGACAAACGAAAGAACUUUUUUUUUUUUUUUCAGAGAGUUGGAUUGAACGAUGUCUCAAUGAAAGUGAAAACAAACGUUAUUCCAGUCACACCUCUCUGGGGAAUGUUUCUAACGAUGAAAAUGAGGAAAAAGAAAAUAAUAGAGCAUCAAAACCGCAUUCAACUCCAGCUACACUGCAAUGGCUGGAGGAGAACUAUGAGAUUGCAGAAGGUGUUUGCAUUCCUCGAAGUGCUCUCUACAUGCAUUACCUGGACUUCUGUGAGAAAAACGACACGCAACCUGUUAAUGCUGCCAGCUUUGGGAAGAUAAUAAGACAACAGUUUCCACAACUAACAACAAGAAGACUUGGAACCAGGGGCCAAUCAAAGUACCAUUAUUAUGGAAUUGCAGUGAAAGAAAACUCCCAGUAUUAUGAUGUGAUGUAUUCUAAAAAAGGAGCAGCUUGGGUCAAUGAAACAGGAAAAAAAGAAGUAACCAAACAGACAGUGGCGUAUUCACCACGAUCCAAACUGGGAACAUUGCUGCCAGAGUUUCCAAAUGUCAAAGAUCUAAAUCUGCCAGCCAGUCUGCCAGAGGAGAAGGUUUCUACCUUUAUUAUGAUGUAUAGGACUCACUGUCAGAGGAUACUAGACACUGUAAUAAGAGCAAACUUUGAUGAGGUUCAAAGUUUUCUUCUGCACUUUUGGCAAGGGAUGCCUCCUCACAUGCUGCCCGUACUGGGCUCUUCAACUGUAGUGAAUAUAGUGGGAGUUUGUGACUCAAUUCUGUACAAGGCAAUUUCUGGAGUUUUGAUGCCAACAGUACUACAGGCCUUACCUGACAGUUUGACGCAGGUGAUCCGAAAGUUUGCAAAGCAACUGGAUGAGUGGCUGAAAGUAGCUCUCCAUGAUUUGCCAGAAAACCUACGAAAUAUCAAAUUUGAGUUGUCCAGAAGAUUCUCACAAAUACUACGGCGACAGACAUCCCUAAAUCAUCUCUGCCAAGCAUCAAGAACAGUGAUCCACAGUGCAGACAUCACAUUUCAAAUGCUGGAGGACUGGAGGAAUGUGGAUCUGAAUAGCAUUACCAAACAAACCCUCUAUACCAUGGAGGACUCACGGGAGGAACACAGAAAGCUCAUCAUACAAUUGUAUCAGGAGUUUGAUCACCUUUUGGAGGAGCAGUCCCCCAUUGAGUCAUACAUUGAGUGGCUGGAUUCCAUGGUGGACAGAUGUGUUGUAAAGGUAGCUGCCAAGAGACAAGGCUCUUUGAAGAAAGUAGCUCAGCAGUUUCUCCUGAUGUGGUCCUGUUUUGGCACUCGAGUGAUUCGGGACAUGACUUUGCACAGCGCACCCAGCUUUGGGUCUUUUCACCUUAUUCACUUGAUGUUCGAUGACUACGUAUUGUAUCUGCUAGAAUCACUCCAUUGUCAGGAGAAAGCUAAUGAGCUAAUGAGGGCAAUGAAGGGAGAAGGAAGCACAGCAGAAAUACGAGAAGAAAUUAUUCUGAGUGAACCAGCUGCUCCAACUCCAUCCCCAGCGCCGUUCUCCCCAGCUAAAUCUGCCACUUCUGUGGAAAUGCCCUCUGCCCCAUCACCCAUCAGCAACCAGUCCCCAGAGUAUGGUGGCAUAACAGCUACUACAGGGGCUAUGCAAUCCUACACAUGGUCACUCACCUACACUGUGACAACAGCUGCUGGGUCACCUGCUGAGAAUUCCCAACAGCUGCCCUGCAUGAGGAGCCCACACGUACCUUCAUCGUCCGUCACACACCGUAUACCUGUUUAUCCCCACAGAGAAGAACAUGGAUACACAGGAAGUUACAACUAUGGUAGCUAUAGCAACCAGCAUCCCCAUCCAAUGCAGAGUCAGUAUCCAUCCUUACCACAUGAUACUGCUAUUUCUGGACCACUUCACUACUCAGCUUACCACAGGAGCUCUUCACAGUACCCUUUCAAUGGCCCAACAUCAAGAAUGGAGCCCUGUUUGAUGAGCAGUACUCCCAGGCUGCAUCCCACACCAGUGACUCCGCGCUGGCCAGAGGUCCCAGCUGCCAACUCCUGCUACACGAGCUCCUCCAUGCACUCCACGAGAUACGGGAAUUCCAGUGACAUGUACACGCCCUUGACAACACGCAGGAAUUCUGAGUACGAGCACAUGCAACACUUUCCUGGCUUUGCCUACAUCAAUGGGGAAGCCACCACAGGCUGGGCUAAGUGA